CUUCGCGGCAGAGCAAUCCUGCAAGUGCUGCAGAGACUGCAGCCUCAGUGUUUACGCAGUUUAUGGUGCGGCAAAGUACGUGGUCUGCACCAGGGCGCGCAGUGCGAUGCAAAAAGCUAGCUCAGUAGCCCUUCUCUUGUGGGUUUUAGCAGUGGUAGGGCCUGUUUUUGACUGCACUCUGGAAUUGCUAGUGUCUUACUACCGCUAGCUAGCCGGCGCCGGCGCUUUUGUUGCUUAGACGCGCCCGCUGUAGCCGCAGAGCGGUCUCACAGCAUCAUAUCACUGCCAGCGCAGCGCGUCGCCGCCGCGGAUCGCUUUUCUUGGCACGCCCGCGCCCCGCUGGCCUGUAGUCCAGCCUCGCCUCAGCAGCCCGCGACGCGGCACCAAAGCAACCAUGCCGCCCAAGAAAAGAAAAGCCGAAGCCGAACCGAAAACGGAAGAACCUUUAAUAGACCUGCCGCAAGCCCCCCAGGCGACGGAGGACACGCCGGCCGACCGCGAGAUCCCCGGCCUCGAUCCGAAGGACCCUUUUUACGUCGAGAAGAGCCGGUUACUGACGAAGGACACGGUCUUUCUCGGAAGAUCGUGUAAGCAGGCUCUGCUCGAGUUCCAGAAGUUCGCGAAUGCCGCUUGUCUGCGAAAUAAAAAUGCCGAUGAUGCUCCAGAUGAGCAGGAGGUCGAAAGAUUGCGUAGUAAAGCUCUCAGGGAAUUACGACUCUUCAGUGUGGAGAUCAAGAAGCAAAAACUGCAGGCCCGGGCUUGUGAAAGAGAAAUUGCCGAUUGCGAACGCAUGGAGGCAGAAACAACAAAGGAGAUCGCCGCGGCGGAAGAGCGCAUCCAGAAGCUGCGGGAGCGGCUGAAGGAGGAGCGGGCCGUGCGGGCUCGGAAGGAAGAAUACGAGGCCCUCGCGAAGUUGAUCAAUCAACUACCUUCCAAAAAAGAAAGUAGGGCGGCGAUUGAUCGGUUGGAGGCCGACUGUGCCGCUCUCGAAGCGAAGAAGGCCAAGUUGGAUGCGAUGUAUAACGAGAAGUCGGCGCGCGUCGCGGGCGUCCUGCAGCUGCUGGACGACCUCGAACGAAGCGAGCUGGAGGAGGAGCUCGAGAAGCAGAUCGAGGAGGCGCGCGAGCCGAAGGUGGAGGUCGUCGCCGAGGCCGAAGAGGAGGACGCGAUGGACGAGGACGACGACGGGGAGAUCAAGGAGUAA
Molecule: messenger RNA, 1204 nt
Organism: Pelagomonas calceolata
Lineage: Eukaryota; Pelagophyceae; Pelagomonadales; Pelagomonadaceae
Source: the annotation of a GenBank genome assembly